Messenger RNA from Corticium candelabrum, 1788 nucleotides. Its product is annotated as rotatin-like. The record is from RefSeq and is a predicted model, not a curated record. Bases 55 to 1575 code for a protein of 506 amino acids. NCBI's taxonomy places the organism in Eukaryota, Metazoa, Porifera, Homoscleromorpha, Homosclerophorida, Plakinidae. Gene Ontology annotation, biological process: centriole replication; centriole-centriole cohesion; ciliary basal body organization. The transcript has 11 exons. Gene Ontology annotation, cellular component: centrosome; ciliary basal body; centriole.
GCAUUUGCUUCUAGGAAACCACGAGUUCAUUCAACGAUUUCACAUCUGUUCGAUAUGUUAGCAAAAUCACUUUCACUGAUGCGAAGUAUCGUCACUCACCACAUUCGGUCUUGUCCUCAUUUGCUACAUUCUGAAGCAUUGUCCGCUGCUUCUCAGCUGUGGCUCAUCAAUGUGAAACUGUCGUGUGAUCUAACAAGGAAUGUUUAUGAGCAAAUGAUUGAAGCACUGAGUGGGUAUGUCAGAGUGGUAAUACAUUUUUGCCAAUGUUUAUCAUCAAGCGAAAAUUCUCUUUCCUAUGAUUUUCAGACCAAUUGGACCUCCUUCACUGAGACGCUACAAUGUCGGAUGUCAAAGAAGAGACAGCCCUGCCAGCCAGUACAACAGCUGGCUUUGCUAGCAGAUAUCUUAUCAUUCAUGGGGCAGAAACAAGAAAGCUCGAGAUCACCACAUGUAGACAUUGAAUGGAUAGAUGGAGCUGCACUGAUAAAGAUGCUGAUAGCGUUUGGUGACACUUUAACAAAACAUGCCGAUAGUGAGAAGUUGGCCGUCUUGUCUGCAAUGAAAGCAUUGUUGAGAGUGAAUCAUAUGGCUAAACGAAUUGCUUUAGACAAUGGAUUUCUUCAGACAACAAUUUGUGAACUACAAGAGAUGGAAACAGGGCUUGGAACAAUCAGACAGAAAGUCAGACUGUCUCAAACUGCAAGGAAGAAGCAAGAGGAAGCACACCUACAACCAGCUGUCCUUCACAUGAAUAUUCUUAUUAAUCUUUUAAUCGGAAGUGAGAGAGCAAAGGAGGCUGCAGCUGAAGAGGGGUUAGCAAAUGUAGUGUAUUCUUACUGGUCGUACUGUCUGCUUUAUCACAAAGUUAUGAAGAGCUCAUUGAAGCUGUUGAUAACAUUCACUGCUGGCAGUUCAAAAGCUUGUGCUGCGCUUUUGCACACUUCUAGUCAGUCUGGUGAUGGUUCUUUGUUCAAUGGAGUUUUGAAAUUUGCCUGCCAGCUUGCUGGUAGUGCACAACGUGCUUCAAGUUCAGGAGUUCAAGAACACAUGGUUGAAGAAAUGCAGCUCUUGUUCACACUGCUAGCAAAUUGUGUUCUUUGUCAUGAAUGUUUGUCAUCUUUGUGGAAGAGUAAUCUUAUUGCUCACUUUACAACAUCUGGAGGUGGCAGCAAGAGGGGGAAGAUGGAUGAUAGAAGAGCCAUGAUGUGGCUAAAGUUACUUGCAAAUUUAACGUUUUCUCGUGAAGGUCAAAAGAUGCUGCUAAAAGUACCAGGUGCAACUCACACUUUGCUGGACUUUGCUGCUUGCAAAUUGCAUGGUGUUCGAGCUAUGGCCAUCUUGGUUAUCCGUAACAUUUGCUUUACUUCACACGGACGAUCAUUUGUGCUGAGUGAUGAAAACUGUGUUGGCAUGUUGGCUCGAGUUGCUCGUGGAGGUGACUACAAAACAGAAGAAUUAUCAUUGUCUGCGUUGAAUGCUCUGCUUCAAUCAGGACACAAGGUUCGGUCUGUACUCAAGCAAUUAAAUAUCCUAGAAAAAGCAGAAGAAUACAAACCAAAGCCAAUCAGUUGGUGACAUGUCGAUGUAUUUACGUGUGCAAGUUCACAUCAUAUUUUAGUCAACCGUUGAUGAGACAGAAACAUCGACAGUAAGAUAUUAAUACAAUUUAAUUAAUUCACAAGACAGUUUAGUCGCAUUUAUAAUUUUACAAUAAAAUUUGAAUUUGUGAUAUGUUAGACAUGACUAAUGUGUUAUCCACCAUAUCAUUAUGGAAUCCAGAAAUCUUAU